AUGCCACCAAUUACCCCAAACAUGUUGAACUCAAAAAAGGAAGAGCACUGUGUUGGGAUCACGACUGAGCGGAAGUACUACAAAAUAGGCGAUACUUGGGUAAAGCGGUGCCUUCGCCCCUCCGAGUGGCAGAUCAACCCUUAUAAUGGAAACUAUGUGGUACCUAGGUUGUGGAAGGAACGUAUCAGCAACGAGGCUGCUAGUAUGAAAUCUACGAUCCCUGUCCCCAAACUCCAUUGUUGUUUUGAGGAUGAUGAGGCGGUAUACCUGGUUAGGGAACAUGUCGAGGGCGUUGGUAUGAACGAAUUGGAACCUGAACAACGAAAGCAAGUUGAAAAAGAGGUAGAGGGAUAUCUGAAAGAGAUGAGAUCCCUUACCUCCAAUAAAUGGGGCGGACCUACCGACAUCGUCGUCCCGCCGUAUCGCCUUAUGGUCAAGCCGGGUUUUUUGGAAUGGGUGAUGAAACCUCGGGAGAAGGAGGAUCUCGUGUUCUGCCAUAACGAUCUAUCAACAAAUAACAUCAUCGUUGAUCCUGAGACGUUGAAAGUCAAGGCUGUGAUCGACUGGGAGUAUGCUGGUUUCUUUCCGCCCGAGUUCGAAGGUAUGUUUUUCAGAAGGGUAGGGCCAUCAGUAGCAUUGGACGGCGAGCAUGAUGACGAGGACGAGCUCUAUGCAGUUCUAAGGCAGAAUAGGGCUUGA
Pseudovirgaria hyperparasitica is the source of this 699-nucleotide messenger RNA. Its product is annotated as kinase-like protein. Lineage: Eukaryota; Fungi; Ascomycota; Dothideomycetes; Acrospermales; Acrospermaceae. Bases 1 to 699 code for a protein of 232 amino acids. The transcript is spliced from 2 exons. The record is from RefSeq and is a predicted model, not a curated record.